AUGGGGAUACAAAAUGAGUUCCUAGCCUUAAGAGUGGAAGAGAAUGACAAGAUCCGCUUUGCUACGUACCUUUUCACUGGAGCUGCUGAUUAUUGGUGGGAUUCGAUAAAACGAGUCCGAAAUGUUACAAUUUGGGCAGAGUUUGAAACUUUGUUCUUUGACAAGUAUUUUCCUGAGACUGUCAAAGCCCAUAUGUUAGUACCAUGUCGCUUCACUACUUAUGAUGAUGUUCUUGAUACUGCAUUAGAUAUAGAAGCGGAUUGGAUCAAGAACCAAAAGGAAAGGGAGCCAAGAGAUCCCAAGAGGAACCAGAAGACUGACCCAUCGACUCAUCGAAAGCGUCCGCUCUCGGGGUGUUAUCGUUGUGGGAAGGAGGAUCACUUUGUAAGGGAAUGUCCUUUAUCUGCACCACCUAGGCCUCCAACUCAGAAUCAGUUUCAGAAUGCUCCAAGGCCGAAUUUCCAAGCACGACAGCCAUACCAGCAGCGAAACAAUGCACCACCCUUCCAGCCAAGGCGUCAGCCAAAUGUUCCUGGGCAGCUGAACCAUAUUGUUACUGUUGAGAAGAGGACAGAAAAUACCGCGAUUGAGGGUAACUUCCUGAUCUUUAGUUCUCGUGCUAAAGUUUUGUUUGAAUCUGGAGCUACUCAUUCGUUCAUAUCAUUACAUUUAGCUGCUUAUCUUGGUUUGAAACCUGUACCCAUGGGGUUCACUUUGAAUGUCUCUUCACCGCUAGGAAAUGUAUUUUCCCUUAGUAAAUUUUACAAGGAUUGUGAAAUAACUUUUGGUGACUAUAGAGUGAAAAUAGACUUGAUACCGAUGAGGCUCCAAGAUUAUGAUGUCAUUAUUGGUAUGAAUUGGUUGUCACAAAACCAAGAUAUCCUGGAAUGUUUUGUGAAGAAGGUAUCUUUCCAAUCAUCUGACGGAAGUCGAGUGUCUGUCCAAGGAGAAAUGUGGAAAGUUAUAAAUCCAUCCUUACCAACGAAGAACACAUAG
Papaver somniferum (opium poppy) is the source of this 996-nucleotide messenger RNA. RefSeq lists its product as uncharacterized. The transcript is spliced from 3 exons. NCBI's taxonomy places the organism in Eukaryota, Viridiplantae, Streptophyta, Magnoliopsida, Ranunculales, Papaveraceae. Gene Ontology annotation, molecular function: nucleic acid binding; zinc ion binding. Bases 1 to 996 code for a protein of 331 amino acids. The record is from RefSeq and is a predicted model, not a curated record.